This is a messenger RNA of Gossypium raimondii (Peruvian cotton), 510 nucleotides long. RefSeq lists its product as uncharacterized. Lineage: Eukaryota; Viridiplantae; Streptophyta; Magnoliopsida; Malvales; Malvaceae. The transcript has 2 exons. Bases 1 to 510 code for a protein of 169 amino acids. The record is from RefSeq and is a predicted model, not a curated record.
AUGGCACCUUACGAGGCUUUGUAUGGUCGUAAGUGUCAUACUCCUCUAUGUUGGACUGAGUUGGGUGAGCGUUGGGUUUUGGGUCCUAAGUUGGUUUCCAAGAUGGAGAUAAGUUGUAAGGGCAAGUUGAGCCCUAGGUUUAUUGGGUCGUAUCGUAUUCUGAAGUGUGUGGGACCGAUCGCUUAUCAGUUGGAGCUACCACCAAAGUUAGACUGUAUCCAUGAUGUGUUUCACGUCUCAACGUUUAGGCGAUAUCAGUUUGAUCCAUCUCAAGUUGUCUCUGUUGAGGAGAUUGAGGUUAGACAGGAUUUAACUUUUGAGGAGGAGCCGAUUCAGAUUUUGGAACAUGAUAUUAAGGUUCUGGGGAGGAAGUCCAGCUUGUUGGUUAAGGUUCUUUGGCAGAAUCAUGGCACUAAAGAAGCCUUGUGGGAACCUGAGGACUCGAUGCAUCAACUGUAUCCUCAUCUGCUUGAAUCAGGUAAAUUUCGAGGUCUUCUUUUAGGGGGAUAG